UGUAUGCACUUAUUUUGACGGAGGCUUCCUGUGCUGACCAACCGCUGGUUUUUUGUCUUGUCUGCCGUUUUAGGACCUCAAAAACCUCCUGCAGUAUUCAGAUGAACUCUUUGUCAGGGUGAUAUGAGCCUGAAUCACAGGUGAUCGAGCUGCUUUGGGGACCAAGUGUGUAUCUGUGCUAGAGGAGACCAUGGCUGAGAGGAUUGCAGCCAGCCCCUGUUCAUCUGAGCCGGACAGUCCUGUAGGUCUGAACCGAGGCUGCCUCCUCGAACCCCAGGACGUCCUCUGCUCGAAUCUGCCCAUUAUGGUUCCAGAAACCCCGAGCCCACAGCUUGGCAAGCGGAGGAAAUGUCGUCGUACCGCAGAGCAGUGUUUCAGCCCUGUGAGUCAGCGUGCUGCAGGUCCUCAGGUGGGAUUCGGGGUCUCUUCAGGACCAGAACAACCUGCUGCUACUGAACAAGGUCUUUCACAUAAACCCAAGCGCCGGCGGCUAGCAGACCACAACGCUGGCUUCGUCCCGGCUUCCUCUCUUAGGGCUCUUCCUCAGAACACCUGGCUGGAGGCUCCCUCCUCUUCCUCCACUUCAUGCUCCUCCGCUUCAUCGUCUUCCUCCUCAUCUACCUCCUACCUCACACCUGUUUCGGUCUUUCGGCUAAAACAGGUUGAGACAACGACUUCAGCGUCGCCUUCAGUAGCAGCAUCAAGCUCCAACUCGCUCUCCUUCCUCACCGAAGAGGAGAGGAGAUGGCUGAAUGGAGAAUACGAAGAUACCUCACCAGUGGCGGCAGUGGAGCAGAUCAUCAUCAGUGACGAUGACGAAGCCACAGUUCGCUCAUUACAGAUGGAGGAAGAUGAGGCGUUGGCUCGGAGCCUGCAGGCUCAGUUUAACCAAGAGGAGUCAGAAAGCAGACACCAGCAUCAUCAUCAUCAUCACCACCACCAUCAUCAUCAUCAGCAGCAGAGCCACCAAAGGUAUUAUUCCUACGUGGAGCCCAGCUGGAUGUCUCAGGUGUUGGCUGCUGUCUCUCCUCUGGUCGGUCUUGAAGAUGAUGUGAUUGGCCAGCGGAGUCGAUUAGGGCGGGGCAGGAGGAGGAGGAUCAUAUUACCCAACUUUUCAGACGACUUUCAGGGAAAUGACUACGAGGCUCUUCUGGAGUUUGAGGAGCGACAAGGUGCCGUCGUAUCAAAGAAACUAAGCCGCAGGGAAAUCCAGAGGUUUCCUACCAAAAAGUUCCAGUCUGCCAGCAACUCUGGGAACACUCAGUGUCAGAUCUGUUUCUGUGACUACACCAAUGGAGAGAAGCUAAGGAUGCUGCCCUGUUUCCAUGACUACCACGUCCAGUGUAUAGACCGAUGGUUAAAGGAAAACACCACCUGCCCAAUCUGCAGGGUCAACCUGGCUGAUGGAGACUCUCUGGCCCCCCAGACCCUCUGACUCCUGCUUGAGUUUGUUCAAAGGAUGACUCAGCUCAACUUUCUUAUUUUCUACUUUUAUUAUUUACAUCUUUCCUCAGCACUGAUGAGACUGUGAACAACCUGUAACUGCGUUGUCAUGUUCUGCUGCUCACAGACUUUUAGAUCAAAUAAAGAGGAUUUUUUCCCUUGG
This is a messenger RNA of Melanotaenia boesemani (Boeseman's rainbowfish), 1606 nucleotides long. RefSeq lists its product as uncharacterized. The transcript is spliced from 10 exons. Lineage: Eukaryota; Metazoa; Chordata; Actinopteri; Atheriniformes; Melanotaeniidae. The coding region runs from base 191 to 1435 and encodes 414 amino acids. The record is from RefSeq and is a predicted model, not a curated record. Gene Ontology annotation, molecular function: zinc ion binding.